UGCGCUGUCUUGUAGAUACACUGCGAAAUAUAUUCAUAACUUGUUAUUCAAGCGUAGACCGACCUCCGAGGGACUUUGCCUUCAAGCUGUAUAGUUAUCACCAACUCGCGGACUUAUUUUUCAGUUCAGCACUUUAUCGGUGUGCUUAUCAAUCAAACCCUCCCUCGGGGAUCGCCGAUUGACGACCAACAGAGUGUGCGUGAACCAGAGCUCCACAGUCCAGAACAGCACAACAGAGAUGUCGAUUCGCAACCUGACGACCGCGGCCCGCUUCCUGGCCAAGGGACUGCUGCGGCCAAAGCUGAUCGGUGGAGUCGGCGCGCGAUCGCUGUCCCACUACCCGAUCGAUGAGACGAUUUUCGGGCUGACCGAGGAACAGCAGCAGUUACGUCAGACGGUGUUCAAUUUUGCGCAGAAGGAGCUGGCGCCGUUCGCUCAGGAGAUCGACAAGCAGAAUGAGUUCAAGGACCUGCGUAACUUCUGGAAGAAGAUGGGUGACCUGGGGCUGUUGGGACCGACCGUAAAGCCGGAGUACGGUGGCCUCGGGGGAUCCUACCUGGACCACUGCAUCAUCAACGAGGAACUGUCCCGUGCCAGCGGUUCGAUCGCGUUGUCCUACGGUGCCCACUCGAAUCUGUGCGUGAAUCAGAUCCACCGUAACGGAACCGAAGAGCAGAAGACCACGUACCUGCCGAAGCUGAUCAGCGGUGAGCACAUCGGUGCGCUGGCCAUGUCCGAGCCUGGUUCCGGCAGCGAUGUCGUUUCCAUGAAGACUCGUGCCGACAAGAAGGGCGAUUACUACGUGCUGAACGGCAGCAAGUUCUGGAUCACCAACGGCCCAGACGCGGACACGUACAUCAUCUACGCCAAGACCGACCUGAGCGCCAAGCCUCAGCACGGCAUCACGGCCUUCAUCGUUGAACGGGACACGCCCGGCUUCACACAAGGCCCCAAACUGGACAAGCUGGGCAUCCGUGGCAGCGGAACCUGUGAACUGAUCUUCGAGGACGCCAAAGUCCCCGCCAAAAACAUCCUCGGCCAACUCAACAAGGGCGUGUACGUGCUCAUGUCCGGUCUCGACUACGAGCGUCUCGUCCUGGCCGCCGGCCCCGUCGGUCUCAUGCAAGCCGCUUGCGACGUUGCCUUCGAGUACGCCCACAGCCGCAAGCAGUUCAACACCCGCAUCGGCGAGUUCCAGCUGCUCCAAGGCAAAAUGGCCGACAUGUACACCACGAUGAACGCCUGCCGGGCGUAUCUCUACUCGGUGGCCCGGUCCUGUGACCUCGGCAAGGCCAACCCCAAAGAUUGUGCCGGUGUGAUCCUGUACUGCGCGGAGAAGGCGACCCAGGUUGCGCUGGAGGCGAUCCAGAUUCUCGGUGGAAACGGGUACAUCAACGACUAUCCAACCGGAAGGAUCAUGCGCGACGCUAAGCUGUAUGAAAUUGGUGCUGGUACGUCCGAGAUUAGACGGAUGAUCAUCGGGCGGGCGCUGAACAGCGAGUACAAGUAGGGGGAUCGUCGUCGACCAGUGAAUCGUGAUUACUCAGAAAUCCGCGCAACGCGGAAUCGGAACUAAUGUGCAUUUAUGAAUUGUGCCUUUCUAACGUAACUUUUUUGUAUAUGUAAAUGGUAAAAGAAGCAACUUCUUUGGAUUAUUUUGUUUUGUAGGAAUAAAGGUGACCUUUUGGUAUUAAAGUAAAAUAAUUCAAAUGUU
Culex pipiens pallens (northern house mosquito) is the source of this 1714-nucleotide messenger RNA. Its product is annotated as isovaleryl-CoA dehydrogenase, mitochondrial. Gene Ontology annotation, biological process: L-leucine catabolic process. The transcript has 3 exons. Lineage: Eukaryota; Metazoa; Arthropoda; Insecta; Diptera; Culicidae. Gene Ontology annotation, cellular component: mitochondrion. The record is from RefSeq and is a predicted model, not a curated record. Bases 239 to 1510 code for a protein of 423 amino acids. Gene Ontology annotation, molecular function: flavin adenine dinucleotide binding; 3-methylbutanoyl-CoA dehydrogenase activity.